UGAUCCCAGGCAACGAAACACACCGACUGGCAUCUGCGCUGGAUCCGAGCGAGGAUCUGUGUUCACUGCGUCCCACACACACUCAAACACACACUGCCCGGUGCACCGCAGGAUGAACGCGCUCUGGAGGUUUGGACACUUUGGACAGCUGCGCGCAGGGUGAGACAGGAUUUAGUGGAGAAGUUGGUUUUCCCUGCGGCGGUGCCCGAGCCGAGGUCUCUCGCUGUCAAGUCGUGAGAGGGAUUUCUGACUUUUUUUUCCCUCCACUGUUGCCAAAUUGCUCCGCGAGGCUCGGGGACUUACGGAUUUUAAAGUAGUUUUGUGGAUUUUUAUAAAGUUUACAGGAGAAUAAAGGCUGUUUUUCUUCUUCUGAAAGGGGGAGAUUUUGGAUACAAAACGUGAUAAUUUUGGUCAGUGACGAGGAGUUGUUGGAUAAUUUCUUGCGGCGUUGGAGGCUGCCCUUCUGCUGGACAGCAUGCGAUUGGAGGAUGUUGUCUGAGUCGGGCCUCGCUGCUCUGCGUCUCACCUCGUCGUCUAGAGGAAUGACGGCUCUGUGGUGCUCACUCUGGAUUUCCUGCCUCCUGCCUCUGUGCGUCGCUCCUGCCAGGCUGCCCACCGCUCAGCCCACAGACUCUGUGUCCAGCGAGUCAGCCUUCCUGGAGGACCAUGUCCUGGGCAUGGGGGAAACCCUGGAAUUGCCAUGUGACCUGGAGGACCACUCGGAGCCCGUCGCCUGGUUCAAAGACGGCGCCGGGCUGGUGCCUGGCAACCGGACGCGGCUGAGCCAGAGGAUGUUGCGCAUCAUCAACGUGUCGUACGAGGACUCAGGCGUGUACUCGUGUCUGCUCACGCACAGCAACACGCUGCUCAGCAAUUACACCAUCCGGGUGACAGAUUCACUCUCAUCUGGUGAUGAUGAAGACUAUGACGAAGAUCCAGAAGAUGCAGGUAAUGGAAAUGAAGCUCCAUAUUGGACCCGGCCUGACCGGAUGGACAAGAAGCUGCUGGCUGUUCCCGCCGCCAACACAGUGAAGUUUCGCUGCGCAGCGUCGGGAAACCCGCAGCCGACCAUCCACUGGCUGAAGAACGGCAAAGAGUUCAAGGGAGAGCAGAGGAUGGGAGGCAUCAAGCUGAGACACCAGCAGUGGAGUCUGGUGAUGGAGAGCGCCGUGCCAUCAGACCGAGGAAACUACACCUGCGUCGUGCAGAACAAGUACGGCUCCAUCACCCACACCUACCAGCUGGAUGUGCUAGAGCGCUCCCCCCACAGACCCAUCCUGCAGGCCGGCCUCCCAGCCAAUCAGUCGGUGGUGGUGGGCAGCGACGUGGAGUUUCACUGUAAGGUGUACAGCGACGCCCAGCCGCACAUCCAGUGGCUCAAACACAUCGAGGUCAACGGCAGCCGCUACGGCCCCGACGGCAUUCCCUACGUCAACAUCCUGAAGGACUUUGCUGUAAAGGCCUCACUGUUCCCUUUACAGAGGCUGUUCAGUAAACACACUGAGACCCACAGUAAGUUGAAACUGUCCAACGUGACAGAGAGAAACGCCGGGAAGUACUGGUGUCGCGCCUCAAACUUUGUAGGCAAGUCGGAAAACGCUUUCUGGCUCAUGGUGCACAAACCAGCAGUUAGCGCUGAAAAGGAGGACUACUACGCUGACGUCCUCAUCUACGUGACGGGCUGCGUGCUGUUCAUCCUUGCCGUGGUCAUCGUGGUCCUUUGCCGCAUGAGGAUGACGACGCAGAAGACGCUGCCAACGCCACCCGUGCAGAAACUGUCAAAGUUCCCCCUCAAGAGACAGCAGGUUUCCUUGGAUUCUAACUCCUCCAUGAACUCCAACACCCCGUUGGUGCGGAUCGCCCGCCUGUCCUCCAGCGACGGACCGAUGCUGGCCAACGUCUCGGAGCUGGAGCUGCCCUCCGACCCCAAAUGGGAGUUUCCUCGAACGCGUCUGACUCUGGGUAAGCCUCUGGGCGAGGGAUGCUUCGGGCAGGUGGUGAUGGCCGAGGCUAUCGGCAUCGACAAAGAGAAGCCCAACAAGCCGCUGGAUGUUGCUGUGAAGAUGCUGAAAGAUGACGCCACGGAUAAAGACUUGUCAGACCUGGUGUCGGAGAUGGAGAUGAUGAAGAUGAUCGGAAAACACAAAAACAUUAUCAACCUGCUGGGAGCGUGCACGCAGGACGGCCCUCUGUACGUCCUGGUGGAGUACGCCUCUAAGGGCAACCUGAGGGAGUACCUGCGGGCGCGGCGGCCACCGGGCAUGGACUACUCGUUCGACACCUGUAAAAUCCCAGACGAGCAGCUCACCUUCAAAGACCUCGUGUCUUGCGCCUACCAGGUGGCCCGAGGCAUGGAGUACCUCGCCUCGCAGAAGUGUAUCCACAGAGACUUGGCAGCCAGAAACGUCCUUGUGACAGAGGACAACGUUAUGAAGAUCGCCGACUUUGGUCUCGCCAGAGAUGUGCACAAUAUAGACUACUACAAAAAGACCACGAACGGUCGUCUCCCCGUGAAAUGGAUGGCUCCGGAGGCUCUGUUCGACCGGGUCUACACGCACCAGAGCGAUGUGUGGUCCUAUGGGGUGUUGUUGUGGGAGAUCUUCACUUUGGGAGGCUCGCCGUACCCCGGUAUCCCAGUAGAAGAACUGUUUAAGCUGCUGAAGGAGGGACACCGCAUGGACAAACCUGCCAACUGCACGCAUGAACUGUACAUGAUCAUGAGGGAGUGCUGGCACGCGGUGCCGUCGCAGAGACCGACCUUCAGACAGCUGGUAGAAGAUCACGACCGGGUUUUAUCCAUGACCUCCACCGACGAGUACUUGGACCUGGCGGUGCCCUUCGAGCAGUACUCGCCCACCUGUCAGGACUCCAACAGCACCUGCUCCUCGGGAGACGACUCGGUGUUCGCCCACGACCCGCUGCCCGACGAGCCCUGUCUUCCCAAACAGCUCCCCAGUAAUGGGGUGAUAAGGACAUAAAAUCUGAGCUUGGGGAGGGGGUUAGCGUUGGACUUUAACCUCCUUCUCACAGUUUGAGAUUGACCUCUCAGUGACUCCUCAAGAUUUGGAAACUCAGCAUGCAAUACUUCCAGUGCUUCAGCUCUUCAAUUCGUCUUAAAACUCUUAAAUCCUCUGACUGAGAUUUCCUCCUCCUCCUCCUCCUCCUCCUCCCUAAGAUACUCUUGAAAACAUUGAAGGAUUAUUUUUUGAACCAUGUUCUGAAAUUAUAUUUUUGUACUCGGGCCAGUCUUUUCUUACGGACAAUCUGUGGGGUGAAACCAUUCCGUGCCUACUGGGAUAAAUAAACCUCCUGACUGAUUUUUUAAAAAAAGGAUAUAAGAGGAGAAGGUGAAUGGCAUUGGUCAGUGACUGGUUGGCGAUCCAGGAGGCGAGGACCUCAGAUUUUUUCCCCUCGUCUGCGCGAAGCCCUAAAAUCGCAAUAAAAGUUUGCGAAUCCGUUGACAAGAAACCAGCAAAGCCAGAAUCAACUCGAUGAUGGGACUCGUUCUUCCGAAGACUCUUUUCUAUCACAGAAGACGCUCAACAACCGAGAGGAUCACAUGAGCAUAUAGCGUGUUUUUCUCAUCCGUUUGUACGACAUUUUAUCAUCCCGAAAAAAAAGGUUUUGUGAUCAUCACGAAACAAAUUCCUCAUCAAGCGUGAGGGGAAGUUUCAGGGCCAUUCAGUAAUUAGUACGAUAAGGUUUGGAGUUUCUUAUGUAUGUAGAAAAAUGAUUUAUUGUAAAUAUAUAAAUGCAAAUAUGUAUCAUAUUGCUGUUUACAGCCAUGUACUUAAAAGACAAAAAAUUACAUUUUUUGAAAGCAUUGUUUUUAGGAAGCAAUCUAGAAGACACUGAGGUGAAAGUGUGAAACAUUUAAUCAUUUAAAGUGAUACAGAAAAGGUUUAUUUGAAUAAUUAACGUGUAUAUUUGUAAAGAUAUUUAUAGACUUAACAUGUGGUUUCUUAAGUUGGAAAGGUCUAGUUUAGGAUUUUAGUACUGUACGCAAAGAUUUUUAUUUCUGUUUUUUCGUAACUUAUUUUACAACAGAACUGCAACUCCUCUGGUUUUUAAAUCCAUCAUGUUUUUGUUUUUUUUUUGCAGUUUUUGAAAAGAAAAUAAGAAUGUAUAAGAGAGGGGAAGAUGGUGUUUGGGAGUGACUGGGAAACUGAACGCUCCCGCUGAAGGGAAGCCGGACGUUUCCGCUGAGUUCAGAUUCUGAUUUGAAAAGUUGACGUUUGCAAUAUCAAGCAACGAUUAGCUCUUGCUGGGCAAGAAAUGGCAGCGCUUCAAGUGAUGUACAGAGAGGCCUUUUAGUACGAUUUAAGUACUUAAAGACGUUUUGAACACCCACAACCAUUAGCUGUGAAACAUAAAGAGCCUUCGGAGAUCCUCAGCUGCCUUUUUAAAGGAAAUAUCCUUCUUCUAAUGACUCAUUGGUUAGUAUGUUAUGCUCAUUAAAACAGAGAAUUAUCCCAACUUUACCUAUAACUGCAUUUCCCAGAAUCCUUUUCAGCUGUUUGUUAAAGAACAUGCUUGAACCUGUGUGUGAGAAAUGUGAUAAUGUGCAAGUUUUACCCACAUUUUUGUAAGAGCUUACCAACUACAAAGAAAAUUGACAAAAUGACAUGGCCUAAUCGGCAUUAUUCUGCAAUGCAUUCUGGGAUUUGGAGUCCAAUAUGAUUGCAGAAACUGUUAACUCGUCCUCUUGGAGAUUCACAUAAAUGAUGAUAAUCCCUCCCUGUGAUCUUCGAACUUUGACAUUGACCUUUAACAUACAAGAAUAAGUUAAAUGACUGAAAGGACCCAGGACUUCACCUUCACCUUAACUUUCCCAGAGUUAAAGCAUUUGUAGAUGGACAUUUUCUUUUAAAGGUCGCUCUGAAGGCUUCAAACUCUUUUAAUGUAACAGUAAGGUCACAGGGUCGAUGCUAACAUGCUGCGUCGGUGUCAAAGUGCCCUUGAGCAAGACACUGGUGGAUUAAAACAUCAGCUUGAAGGCAGAAAUUUGAAGCUGUUAUGUCCUUUUGUGCGGAGAAAAAAAACUGCCCAUACGCUUGAGAUUUUAUCGCUGCUCUAUAGUAUUAAUACUGAAAUGAAGGCAUGCUGUGCGACUAACGAGUCACACAGCAAAUAUAUAUAUAUAUAUAUAUAUAUAAAUAUACAGUGUAUAUAUAUAUCAGUUUGUUAACCCUGAAGUAUGUGGUGGAUCCUUGGUUUGCAGAAGUGCCAAAUUAGUCUUAAAAGUCUAUUUCUCAGAGUUCAUCAGAUCUCUGAACCAAACGCUGCACUGUGGAAUGUAGGCGGGCGGGGGUUACAUGUGCAGGGAAGGAUCACGGGAUUGCCAAAUGGAUAUCCUCCCUUUUUCUUUACGCAGUCGUUUCUCCAGCUGACCCCAAAAAAAAGCGAAAAGGGCUGAAAUGUGUACAGAGUCUGAAUUCAGUCACAAAAGGGAAAGAGACAUUUGGAAAAGAGGAAAAUUUGAAAGGUUCAGAAACACGAUUCACUCGCUGCUAAAUGGAAACGGUGGUAACACUUUACUGUGCAAUGGCCUUCUUAUAGUGUGUGAACUGAAUUUUUUGCAGAGACAUUUAUUGUAAUUACCCAACAAGACUGUGUCAGUACUUAAUGAAAUCCCCACCAAUGUUUAAAGUACUUAAAAAUCUGUAUUUAUUUCUAUUACACUGGGAGAGUUUUGAUUUUAAGCACCAAUUUAUGUGAUUUUUCUUUUGGUUUCUGCACAAAAACAAGGCCUUUGUAAAGUGAAAGGUUACACCCAGUUAUUGUUAUCUCUGUUUUGAGUGCAGUUUUGGCCCAAAUCUAUGAAGUGCCUGGAAUAAUUUAGCGAACAAAAAGGAGAUUAGUUGAUUUUAUUUUGACCAUGUUUUGAAUGUAUAAUUUGCAAAAUGAUAAACGAAAUAAAAGACGCAGUUCUCUCUAGAAGCUGGCUAUGUUAGUGUUAGCCUUUGAAAGACAAAAAGGCACUUGUGUAAAGGUUGGAUGGAUCUAAUGAAACGCUGUUUUGUUUUAUUUAUUCUUCCAUACUGGGUAAAAGCUUUCCCUAUGGUGAAAGUAUUUUUAUUCAUAGCUAUCUGCUUUUCAGUGUUGUUUUUCAUUAAAGAGCCAGAACAUGAUGAUGAUGUAGAGUAGUCUUUUUAUCAGAUGCUGAUGCCCCCCCCCUCCCCCCCACCAUCAGGCCUUGCACCUGGCUUUAUUCAACCGUUUAUUUUAUUUUGGAUGCCCUCCUCUUUUCUUUUAUUCUAUCUUAUCGAUACUGACAGCCUCUGUCUCUCUGUUCUUCAUUUUUAAAAGGAUGUAUUGUGUUUAACAUUUGUUUGGUUUAUGGCAGCAAAAGUAAAGUACUGUAUCUUCCAAAAAUAUCUAUUAUAAAAGACCUGAAAGGAUGGGCUGUCCUCCAGGUAUUUCAAAGCUAUUGAAACUUUAAAUUAAGUAAUUAACGGAUGGGCUGGUAAAUGGAUUGGUGCCAUUAUUAAAAUCACAAUCUCCAAAGUGGCAGCUUUUCAGUAAAAAAAACAGUCAUCAAAUAGGACAAGUAAAGUCAGCCUUUCAAAUUUGUUUAUAAGUAAGUAGUAAAUACAAUUUAAAUUAAUUUGCCAAAAUGUAAAGAAAUAUGAAAUAAAAAUCCUCGAGCGUUCCAUGGCUUUCCCACGGCAACUGUUGCUAGCGAUUGACAGCCAGUGUUGCUAAGAGACGGGCAGUCAAUUCCAAUCGGAAGCUUCCUAGCAUUAGCACCGAUUCCGACUAGAAAUUGGACAUAAACACACGUGUAAUGGGACAGAAACAACACAGGAUACAGUCUGUUCUAGAAAAUAAAAUGUGUUAAGCUACAAAUGUUUGAGUUUGAUGCUUAAACAAUUAAAAAAACUGACAUUUUGAGUUUAAGUUUUGGAGUCUAGUGCAAACACAUCCAUAUUGCGUUGCCCAACAGACAGAUGUUAAAAACAACACGUGCUUUUUCAGAGUGAACAUAUUUUCUUUCCUAUUGAAUGAUUAAACAGCAUGGCCUCAGCAGGGAGCGACUCUUACUGUAUGUACAGACACACAUCGGCCUUUACCCACCUGUUGUCUCUACUCUGACUGACUUAUUUAUUCUCUUUCUGCUCAACAAAAGAAAAACAAACAGGAUUGAAAAUGAAAUUGGGAGGAGAGGGCUGUUAUCUCAGCUUCAUUUCCAUUCCAGGGAUAUCAAAACUAUUCAUAUUCCACAUGUUUUUUGUGGAUUUUAUUCUAUUGAAACACGUUUUUUCAUCCCAUUUUCAUUUCAUCAUGUCGUUCUAACCCAACAAUGUUAGUGCAGAUUAAUUUAUAGUUUGAAAUGUGCUUUUAUGUUGCCGAUGUAGAGUUUUAUGUAGCUAUGUUGUAAGAACUAUAGAGGAAAUGAUUUUCAUACACAUUUAUUUCAUUUUGCAUUCCACAUCAGGUUUUCACAACAACAGCGAGACAAAAUCAUGUUUGUCCUUUGAUUCUUUUUUCCCCCCAACCCCACGUAAUUUAUUUUGCUCCCUCUGAACUUUUUAACAUAGAAAGGUGGAACUAACCAUUUGGCAUUAUGUGAGUUUUUUUAUUUGUAAUUCAUAGCCUGUUUGUUGCAAUGUACCUGUUUUGAUCAUGAUGAAUGCUCUGUAACAUUCCACCACAACAAACCCUCUGGGCAAACAUCUCCCACUGAGGGGGGAAAAAAACAAUUUCACUCCUCUCUCUCUCAGUCUCUCUAUCUCUCUCUGUGCCUGACAAACUAUGCUGUCAAAAAGGUUUUCAAUAAACAUGUUAUAAUAGCG
This is a messenger RNA of Eleginops maclovinus (Patagonian blennie), 7796 nucleotides long. RefSeq names its product fibroblast growth factor receptor 3 (gene fgfr3). Lineage: Eukaryota; Metazoa; Chordata; Actinopteri; Perciformes; Eleginopidae. Gene Ontology annotation, cellular component: plasma membrane; signaling receptor complex. Gene Ontology annotation, molecular function: ATP binding; fibroblast growth factor binding; fibroblast growth factor receptor activity. The transcript has 18 exons. Gene Ontology annotation, biological process: fibroblast growth factor receptor signaling pathway; positive regulation of kinase activity; positive regulation of MAPK cascade. Bases 489 to 2978 code for a protein of 829 amino acids. The record is from RefSeq and is a predicted model, not a curated record.